GAGUGAGAGGAGAGAGGGAAGAGAGAGGAGAGAGACGGACACACUCGACAGCGAGAGAAAAGACAGUGAGAGCGGACAGCUGACAAAAUGCCAAUGACAGAUCUACUGAAAGCUGAGGAGAUCAAGAAAGCUCUUGAUGCCUUUGCAGCAGAAACGUUUGACCCUAAAAGGUUCUUUGAAAUGGUGGGAAUGAAGGCCAUGUCAGCUGAAAACGUCAAGAAGGUCUUCCAGGUCCUGGACGUGGAUGGUAGCGGAUUCAUUGAGGAAGAGGAGCUCAAGUUUGUACUGAAGGGCUUUUCCAAGGACGGUAGAGAUCUGACUGACACUGAAACGAAAGCAUUCCUCAAAGCCGCAGACAAAGAUGGAGACGGCAAGAUUGGCAUUGACGAGUUUGAGGCCUUGGUGCACGAGUAGGGGAUAGCUGAAUGCCCGCAUUUUUCUUCCUCCUCUUCUUCGUCCCUGCAUUCAUUUUUUUGUAACUGCCGCCUUCAAAGUCCUCUCACCUCCCUCGAGACCCCACGCAUGGAGUCAGACCAGGCCUGUGCUCUACAAAACACUACCAGGACCAGGAUGACAGGGACUUACCAAGAGGGGGAACACACAGGCUAAACAAGCACCAGUUUCAUCAGUUUCAACCUUUUGUUUUCUAUAUAUAUUUAUUCAGUCAUGCUAAAUGGGUUUUGUAAUCGUUUUAAUGAUUACAUGAGGGUAGUUCGUGGUCUGAAAACAGGUGCUACUAGUGCUGUAGAUGGUGUAGACGUUAUGAAGACUUCUUAAACCUUCAUUUCCUUCCUCUGUGUAUUUCGGGUUGUGCAUUUUGUCUGAUUGGUUUUACUUCUAGAUGUUCGCAUAUCAUUGCACUUUCUUCCCACUCCUCUCCUCCACCUUUCCUCACCUCACCUCCUCUCCGCCCUCCUCCUCCUCACUCCCUGCCUCCGAUCAGAUGAUGUAGUAAACAUAAUGAUAUAUAAGGAGA
Messenger RNA from Monopterus albus (swamp eel), 976 nucleotides. It is a transcript of the gene pvalb7, whose product is annotated as parvalbumin 7. The transcript has 5 exons. The record is from RefSeq and is a predicted model, not a curated record. Bases 88 to 414 code for a protein of 108 amino acids. Lineage: Eukaryota; Metazoa; Chordata; Actinopteri; Synbranchiformes; Synbranchidae. Gene Ontology annotation, molecular function: calcium ion binding. Gene Ontology annotation, cellular component: cytoplasm.